Molecule: messenger RNA, 1221 nt
Organism: Sinocyclocheilus anshuiensis
Lineage: Eukaryota; Metazoa; Chordata; Actinopteri; Cypriniformes; Cyprinidae
Product: serine/threonine-protein kinase Nek1-like
Exons: 12
Biological process (GO): protein phosphorylation
Molecular function (GO): ATP binding; protein kinase activity
Source: RefSeq, a predicted model, not a curated record
GAAAGAAGGAAGAGAAAGAAGAAGGAGGAGCAAAAGGCUGAAAGUGGAUUUUAACUUAAAUCAGAUAACUGAUGAGUUGUCAUUGUCUUCUGUGAGGUGGAGACAUGGAUGAAUUCCGGAUGCGUCACUAUAGCAGACUUUCUGACUCCAGAAGUGACAGCGAUGAAACCAAUCUCUCUAACUCCAGUGAUGACAGCGAUUCUAGCAAUGGAAUACCUCCUUUAUUCAGUCAAUUGUUAGAAGAUCAUGGAUACACCAUAAAGGAAGAACUUGGACAAAGGGGUUCGGGAAUAGUGUUUCUGGUGAAUGACAAAGAUGGAAAUCCUUAUGUAAUCAAAAAGAUUAAUUCCAGAAAUAAGAGGGAAGUCGAGAUCUUGAAAAGUCUGGAGCAUGGAUAUAUUGUUACUUAUGCGGAUUUAUUUGAAGAUAAAGACGCUGAAUUCUUUUAUAUUGUGACGGAGUAUUGUGCAGGAGGAAAUCUUUACCAGAGGAUGAAAGCACAGAACGAGAGAGGGUUUUUUGAAGAACAGCAGAUUCUUGACUGGUUUGUUCAGAUUUGUCUGGCUCUGCAGUAUAUUCAUGAGAGCAAUAUUCUUCACAGAGAUAUAAAACCACAGAAUGUUUUUCUGACUGAGGAUGGUUACAUCAAUCUUGGAGAUUUUGGAUGCUCAAAAGCAUUGGAAAGAGCUGAUGCGUAUGCAGAAUCAGUAGUGGGUGCAGAGCUGUAUGUCAGUCCAGAAGUUUUUAAAAAGAAAUAUAAGUCCAAAAGUGACAUCUGGUCACUGGGAUGGUUGCUCCAUGAUCUCUGCAUGCUGGAUGUGUGGUCAGAUGACAUAGAGGGCCGUUUUCAACAUAGCAACAGUAUGAGAGGAAACACCCCCCAAAUCUCGGAGAGAUACUCAGAAGAACUACGAAAAUUAAUCCAAGAAAUGCUCAGCCUUGACCCUAGACAUAAACCUUCGGCUGAUGAGAUUCUAGCAAAAUCAUUCCUGAACAAUGCAGCAAUUAAAAACAAGGGGAUUCCAGUGGGCCUUAAAGAAAGCCUCAAUGUAUAUUUCAGGAUCUUUGAUGAGGCCUACAAUAAGCAUUAUAAAAACUUUGAGGCCUUAGUUACAGAGUGGGGAAAAACAACAGCUUCACUAGAGGAGGUGCAUUAUAAAUGCACAGCAGGAACUCUGUCAGGUGUUGGUGUUGGUGUUGGAGUUGCAGGUGGUGUAACAG